Molecule: messenger RNA, 2472 nt
Organism: Sabethes cyaneus
Lineage: Eukaryota; Metazoa; Arthropoda; Insecta; Diptera; Culicidae
Exons: 8
Coding region: 378-2009 (543 amino acids)
Biological process (GO): protein modification by small protein removal
Molecular function (GO): peptidase activity
Source: RefSeq, a predicted model, not a curated record
CUGAUUGUGCUGUGUCCUGUGCCUUCCAAUGAUCCUGACUUUCUAAUAGUGAAUAGUGAUAUGUUUGAAUUAAGCCGAAAUGAGUCAGCAAAAUGUUGGGUUGGGUCGAGUAACUGGUCUGAUGUAAGAAGAAAAGCAAAGUACUGAUAGACAAUUUUUGGAUCCCAGUGUGCCGAUAAAAAUAACCUAUUUUGAAUAUUGAUGCUCACGAUCUCGCGACAGAAAAACAACUGCAACCAAGAUAUCAGUUUGUUGAACGUGAUUGUUAUUUGCGAAAAUUGUGACAUAAGAAAGGCUUGAAGUGUGAUAAAAAUAUCAAAUAAUUGUUCGAAGCCAGUGAAAAUUGUAGUGAUUGAAGUAAAUAGAAAGCAGCAAUCAUGGACGAGAGCAGCAGUGACGUUGUGUUAUAUAUUUACGACUUGACCCAGGGCAUGGCUGCGAUGAUGUCUCAAUCGAUGCUUGGACGUCACAUCGAAGGUAUUUGGCACACGGCAGUGGUCGUUUUCGGGCGAGAGCAUUUCUUCGGCUCAAAUGGCAUCACCAGCUGUAUACCGGGUACUACUGUGCUUGGUGAGCCACUUAAGAAGGAAAUAAUCGGACAGACCUUCAUACCGUUACCUGUGUUCACAGAUUAUGUCCGUGGAUUAGCGGAAAGUACCUUCAGAGGCUCCAAGUACAACCUAAUAAGACACAACUGUAACACCUUCAGCGAGGACCUGUGUCAGUUCCUGUGCGGGGUCGGUAUUCCCAAGUACAUUCUUGAUCUGCCCCAGGAGAUACUGUCACAGUUGGGCGGGGGUCUGCUAUCCCUAGUCGAGCGUCUGGGCUCGGUCGGAGAUCCAACUGGCGAUUUUCAGUACGAAUCCAAUUCCGUUGGUGGCAAUCGAGCACCCAGUCCCGGUCUCGAGCAGCUGAAUAAUCAAAUAGAACAAGCCCGGCAGCAGUCGCAGGAGCUGAACGAGCGACGAAACAAGAUUCGUGAUAAGAUCGACAAAAGUACCAAGAAAAAGGAGAAGAAAUCUAAGCGAGACUCAAAGAACUCGGCUGAUAGUGAUCAGAACUCGAACGGAAUGUCGGAAGGCGAAGCAGAAUCCCAGAAUGGCCUCAACGGCGUCAACGGUUCAAUCCCACCGGAAAUGCUCCCAUCAGAAAAGGUACUAAAGGAGGAAGAAGCGGAGCGACUUGCAGAGGAGGAGCGCAAAAAAAAUCGAGAACAACCAAUCAUUUUCAAGGAAGUUGACCCGAAAUUGGAGUUGGAAUGUUUGGUAAAUCUGGUUGACGGAAAGCUAUCGGAGGAAGAACAAAUAGCGGUGGACGAACUGCAUCAAUAUUUACUGCUUGGCGAAGGCGCCUGGGCACUGGGCGACGGGUUCCUAGUAUUCGUCGGACGCAUGUUUCGUGACAGUUCACUAUCGACAGAAGUUCGGGUGCAUUUACUCCGUGCUUUGGCGAAUGCGGCUCUUAAGGACGACAUCAUCCUGCUAUUGCAUCAGGACAGACGGGAGCACGUGUUGAUGAACUUUGCCCAAGACAUUGAUAAGCAUCCACCGGAAGAGCAACAGGCUAUGGCGCUUUUUAUGUGCAACCUUUUCGAAAACGACAACGCAUCUGAAUGGUUGUUGUACAUUUCGGAGUGGUCGUAUAACAACCAAACCACUUCAAAUAUUCGUGCUACAACCAAGGUGGCUGUCCACUGCUUACUGGCCACCUGUCCCCGACUGAAGGACAUCGGCACUGCGCUGGUCCAUAAUUUAGCAAGUAAGGAAGUCAAAACCGUAGUAUUUGACGACGUUGCCGUUGAGAUUUCGAUGGCUCUACUGCAGUUCUUCAACUCGGAACCCACCGAGGAGCACCUGUACCGAACUAUGAAGGCGUUGGCCAAAUUCACUCUAGUCUCGCCGGAUGUCCCUCAAUUCAUUCAAAUGAUUGGACCGCAUCCGAAGACUCUGCGGGGUAAGAGUGAUCGCAUCAACGAGUUGAUUGAUCAGAUUUCCAAAAAGGUUCGUUAGAUAUCAACCUACGAGGUAAAAUCAGCAAAAGUAAACGACAAACAGUUACAUCGUUUGAUCGUAUGUAUAACUUAUGUACAAAACCGUACUGAACCAAACAGCAAACCAAAAUAUCCCAUAUCCAACCCAUAUUAUCCUGGGUUGGAAGCAGUUGGAAAGAAUAUUGUUGGCAUUUUCUUUGCAAUUACCUUUCGAAUCAUUAUCAUGCCGUAACUUCCAAAACGAACCAUUUCAACUAGCGCAGUAACAGGGGAUAAACUUUUGUUAGUGGUGAAAGUGGUGAAUGUUAACGGUGGUUUACUGUUCACGCUUUCGAUUGGCUCGAACGCCAUUAUCAGAAGUUUAUCAUAAUAACUUUUUUCCUUCUCUUCCCUCUGAUAUGUUUUGCUAAACGAAUAUAGACGGACAUGUUUUUAAAAGCAAUGGUUUGGAUUUAACUUUAAGUAAUGCAUUAUACAUAUAA